AUGUCUCUUGAUGCUCUACAAUUGCUACGAGUCUCGUCAAAGUUGGAGGCCAUUGAAUUAAAUCGGCUCAGUUUAACAUUGUUCGGCGUUUGGCCUAAGAAUAAUGAAACUAAGCAGAAUAAAUUAAUGUCUGAUAUACGUGUGAUCAUUUUACUAACCGUAAUAUUAUGGAUAUGCAUUAUUCCAAGUCUACAUUCCUUGCUGAAGAGUUGUGAUGAUAUAAUGUUGACAAUUGAUAAUUUACAAAUUACCCUGCCGCUUCUGAUGGCGGUAAUGAAACUGCACAACAUUUGGCAAAAACGAUAUGACGUCUUACCACUAUUGAAUAUGAUCAAGGAUGAUUGGUUGAGACCAAAGACGUCGGAGGAGAGGAAUGUUAUGAUAAAGCAAGCGCAAAUCGCACGUAUUCUCACGCUGUUGGGUUGCUGCAUAGUGGAAAUAUCUGUAACUUUUGUUCUACAAAGCUUUAGUAUGGUACUAGCCGGCAUAAUGUACACCAGCACGGACACUUUUAUGAGUCUGCUGAUCUUCCACGUAUGUGGUCACCUUGAGAAUCUCAAAGCACGUAUUCGCAAUUUGGGUCAAUUCAACGAUUUUCCGGAUGCUUUGUCGGCCAACGUGAAGGAUCAUAUACGUCUUCUAAGGUCGUGUAUUUUCCGUCACAUCGGGAAUAAUAAACAGCAGGUCUUAUAA
Molecule: messenger RNA, 693 nt
Organism: Ooceraea biroi (clonal raider ant)
Lineage: Eukaryota; Metazoa; Arthropoda; Insecta; Hymenoptera; Formicidae
Biological process (GO): sensory perception of smell; detection of chemical stimulus involved in sensory perception of smell
Cellular component (GO): plasma membrane
Molecular function (GO): olfactory receptor activity; odorant binding
Source: RefSeq, a predicted model, not a curated record